UGUCCUGCCCUCCUUGGAAAGAGUGAAACCAUGGUUUGGUGUUAAAAAGGUCUUUCUGCCAUCAAUAAUUCUGUGUUCUCUGCGCAAUGUCUUUCCUGUGGUUGCUGUCCUGCGUUGCCUUCUUUAGUGCAGCCUACGGCUGCGGCGUUCCUGCCAUUCCUCCAGUUGUCAGCGGCUAUGCUCGCAUUGUGAAUGGUGAGGAGGCAGUUCCUCACUCCUGGCCCUGGCAGGCCUCUCUGCAGGACUUCACUGGCUUCCACUUCUGUGGUGGCUCUCUGAUCAGUGAGUACUGGGUUGUGACUGCUGCUCACUGUGAUGUGAGAACUAGUCAUCGUAUAAUCUUGGGAGAGCAUAACAAGGGAAGCCUCAACACCCAGGAGGACACGCAGACAAUGAGAGUAUCACAAGUGUUCACUCACCCUCAGUGGAACCCUAACACCAUAGAGCAUGACAUUGCCUUGAUCAAGCUGACUGAACCAGUCUCACUGAACUCCCAUGUGUCUCCUGUCUGUCUUGCUGAGACUUCAGACCAGUUUGCCUCUGGCAUGAUCUGUGUGACUUCUGGCUGGGGAGUGACCAAAUACAAUGCUCUGUUUACCCCUAAUGAGCUGCAGCAGGUUGCUUUGCCUCUGUUGUCCAACCAGGAAUGUAUGAACCACUGGGGAAGCAACAUCCAUGAUACAAUGAUUUGUGCAGGUGCUGCUGGUGCCUCUUCUUGCAUGGGUGAUUCUGGUGGUCCUCUGGUGUGUCAGAAGGCUGAUGUCUGGACUCUGGUGGGUAUCGUGUCCUGGGGAAGCAGCCGUUGUGAUACCAGCAUUCCUGGUGUGUAUGCCCGUGUCACUGAGCUCCGUGCCUGGGUGGAUCAGAUUCUGGCUUCCAACUAAAUAAACUAAAUAUAAAGAUACUCCUUUGCAUCACAAAACAGCAUCAUUUUGAGAGCCACCGAAGACUGUGAAUAGCAGUGGUUUCACCACAGGUAAAACCAGUGUAACUGUGGUAAAACCACAGUUAUGAGAAGCUUGUUACUUCUUUUUAAAGAAGUUCUCCAACAGUUCAAUAAAUAUACAACAU
Labeo rohita (rohu) is the source of this 1071-nucleotide messenger RNA. It is a transcript of the gene ctrb.3, whose product is annotated as chymotrypsinogen B, tandem duplicate 3. Gene Ontology annotation, molecular function: serine-type endopeptidase activity. The transcript is spliced from 7 exons. Lineage: Eukaryota; Metazoa; Chordata; Actinopteri; Cypriniformes; Cyprinidae. Gene Ontology annotation, biological process: proteolysis. The coding region runs from base 87 to 884 and encodes 265 amino acids. The record is from RefSeq and is a predicted model, not a curated record.